UCAUGUGUUUCCCUGUUUCCCUCCCCGCUACGCUCUACUUGUAGUAAAAAACCAAUGAUACCGAGAAUCCAUUCUCGUGACGAAACAGUCGUUCGUUCUCCAAAUCUAACUGAUACGGACAUGCCGAAGAGGAUCGAGACUUCCGACCACCUGAUUGAGAACCAACUCCUUAAUACCCCAUUGAUUCCGCCCUUUUGGACCAACUGCGGGUCGUUGGAGCCGGUAAUGGACCUAAACGUUUGUUGCCAAUUUUGUUUUGAAGAUAUUCCAUCUUCUCGGCUACUGAUGCAUAUGGCAAUUCACUUCCUUCAACUCGCACACAAAGCACCAAAUAAUAAAGAGGAAAAUCCGGAGCAGUUGACCGAAUCUGUGGAUCGUAAUAUACUGGAAAUGUACGAACGAUUCUCUUUGAAGGCACAAUUUAGACAGCUUGUACUUAAGUAUGCCACGAAUUAUCUGAGCUCUGGGCUACUUAUGAGUAUACUGGAAAGAAUAGACACAACUGCUGACGUGCUCAUUCUGUUGGCUCUUGAACUACUCGCACAGAAGGCGAUCAAUAAUCAACAACUUUACGAUCUAAUCAACUCCAGUUACUUUGCACUGACACGUGUUAGACAAGAUCAGAGUUCUUCAACCAAGACAUGUGAACUUUGCAAUUUGAAGUUCCUCACGGAUGAAACGUGUGCUCUACAUAUGCGGAUCAGUCAUGUCCAUAACUCUGUGACAGAAGAAGAACAAAUCCAACAAUCUCAGUUGCUAACGCAGCUGUUGAUGCACGUGUUUGAAAAGAUUUUUGCCCAUGACUGCCUGCUAGAAAAACUAUUGCACACCACACAAUCUUCCCCAAUAUACAACGAAUCACUGCAAGGGAGCCUUAGGCCGUCAUCAGGUAUUUUCUCCCCACCACAUUCUCCUUUACUAGCUUCAUCAAACAAGAAAUUGCCUCCUACUCACAACCCGCAGUAUAACGAUGGGUCCGUCCACCGACUGAAAAUCUCUGAUGCAGAGCCAACUGAUAACUUGUUCCAUAUAAACCCACCCCAACUGCCCCCAUUUGAUCAAUACCCGAUGUCUAGUCAACUAGCCCCGGUAACAGAUCAAACAUCUUUCCAUCAUUUGGCAUUCAUGAUGUCAGCGAGUAUGCACUUUCCUAGAAUUGAACACAAGAUCUUGCAGAAUGGCGAGUCCAAUACACGGCGAAGCAAGAAUAUUCCAGAUUCUUUGUUCCCAUCCUGCAUACCUUCAAAGUCUGAAGUCACCUCUUCACAACAACAGCAACAGCCCAAUUAUCAAAGACGCAGCCGAACUCGUCUCAGUGAACCGCAACUUGUGAUAUUACGAUCUUACUUUGAUAUUAAUAAUUCACCGUCAGAAGAAAAGAUUGCAGAAAUUUGUGCUAAGACAGGCCUACAGGCCAAAGUAGUGAAACACUGGUUCCGGAAUACACUGUUUAAGGAAAGACAGCGUAACAAGGACAAUCCGUACAACUUCUCAGUUCCACCCAGUACUAGUCUCAACUUGGAAGAAUAUGAAAAGACUGGCCGCAUAGAAGUCCGCCCUGCUUCGGUUGACAGCGAUCUCAAACGUCAAACAGACCAUGCAUCAUUUUUCUACAAUGUUCUUGGGAAACAGGAGUGUCUGCAAGCCGAUUACAAACCACCAAUAACGUUUCCAAAUCGCAGGGAAGGCACUGGCAUUAAGCGGUCUCAUGAGGACCGUGUCAGUUUGGAUUUCGUUCGAGAUGGUCAAAUCCGUGCUCACUCAGAUGCCAGUAGCGAGGGUGCUUCACUGCGUACUUCUGACACAGAAUCUUCCAGUAUCGGCGGAUUCUCAGUCACCCCACCAGCAAAGCGUUUACAUCUGGGUUGUGCCAGUGACCCAAAAAAUCACCGUCUACGAAGUGGGAACUGCAGUCCUUUCCAUGUGGUUACAACUUCACCUAAAGAAUGCGAACGUCUGCCACCAAAUCUGGAUGUGUACGCUACUGAGCAGCAGCAACUUGAAGCAUUUGUGUUGGCGGCUCUUGGAAAACCUGCACAGACUGAGGUAACUUCAGCCGAAUCAGAUGUUCCUCUUGACCUCAGUAAAACAAGCGCUGUCCUACCUGGAAAUCGGGGAUCGUCGAGCCACCUGGCCUGUACACUGGACUCCGACGCUCCAUGCUUAAACAAUAGCUUUCUUAGCCUUGGAAUGUUGAAUAAUUCCUCAUUUCCGACAAUCCCUGUAAGGAAGUUUUCAAGCAGUGUUCUUCAGACGCGCGCCCCGUAUCCCUCACUCUCGGUGGCAUCUCCUAGCACUUCCAACACUGCGAUGGCUGGUAACAUUGGAACACGCCGGAAUCGGACGAGUAUAACUGUCUUACAGUCACGAUGUAUGCAUGCCAUUUACACACAUCACAAAACCCCAUCGGUUCAUGAGUGCGACAGGCUGGGAGCGACGAUUGGUCUAUCAAGAAGAGUAGUUCAAGUUUGGUUUCAAAACCAACGGGCAAAAGAGAAGAAAAUGGCUCGGGUUUCAUCAACUUACGGUUCUGGUGCCGGUUCAAACGUCAUCCAAUUGCGGAACGGGGGAGCUGAUGUUGUCACUCACGUAGAGCCCACUUUCUGUCAUUUGUGCUGUAUGCCAAUACGGACAGAACUUGUUGAUCCCCACACAGGACUUACCUCACAUUCGGAUUACACGUCAUCUGGAUCGUCUCUCAGCCUACAAACUCAUCCAAAUGCCCUGGCUUCGCAUGCCUCGUUUGUGGAUCAUUUAUUCUCACCCAGUCACUUGAAAAAGAUGAUAAGUUGGUGUUCUGUGGAGAUCAGUUCGGGUCAAACUUGA
Molecule: messenger RNA, 2826 nt
Organism: Opisthorchis viverrini
Lineage: Eukaryota; Metazoa; Platyhelminthes; Trematoda; Opisthorchiida; Opisthorchiidae
Exons: 2
Coding region: 55-2826 (923 amino acids)
Biological process (GO): regulation of transcription by RNA polymerase II
Cellular component (GO): nucleus
Molecular function (GO): DNA-binding transcription factor activity, RNA polymerase II-specific; RNA polymerase II cis-regulatory region sequence-specific DNA binding
Source: RefSeq, a predicted model, not a curated record